Aspergillus fijiensis CBS 313.89 is the source of this 776-nucleotide messenger RNA. Its product is annotated as DNA-directed RNA polymerase core subunit RPC19. Bases 258 to 671 code for a protein of 137 amino acids. Lineage: Eukaryota; Fungi; Ascomycota; Eurotiomycetes; Eurotiales; Aspergillaceae. The record is from RefSeq and is a predicted model, not a curated record. Gene Ontology annotation, biological process: DNA-templated transcription. Gene Ontology annotation, molecular function: DNA-directed RNA polymerase activity; DNA binding; protein dimerization activity. The transcript is spliced from 5 exons. Gene Ontology annotation, cellular component: RNA polymerase III complex; RNA polymerase I complex.
CAUCGCAAUAGCAAAUCCUCCCUAACAUAUUUAUGAUUCCUUGCGACCGUUGGUCCUGACUACUUCUUCUCGCUACUAGGGCUUCCUGUGCGAUAGUUUUUGACGUCUGGUGCAACCUCCCACUCCCCACGCGCACAACCCACUUUCUAUACCCCGCUUCACCUCUACCAGAGAGAGAGAGAGAGAGAGUAAUAUACUCCUCAGCUUCACUCAAACGUCCACCGGUCUCAAUCCCAUCCCCACCCUCGAAAUUCACAAUGCCCGGCUCCGUCGACCAAGAAAACGACCAGUCCAUGAUGGACGCCGCCCCGGAGCAACAGCACGAGCAGGAAGACGUCCUCGAGUUGGAAGAUAAGCGCAUUGUCGUCUUACCCGGAGCCACCGAAACCGCCGCAUCAUUCCAGUUCGAUGGAGAGGGACACACCCUGGGUAAUGCGCUACGAUACGCGAUCAUGAAGAACCCCCAAGUUGAAUUCUGCGGUUAUACCAUCCCUCACCCUUCAGAGACGAAGAUGAACCUGAGAAUCCAGACUUAUGAUACGACAACGGCCGUCGAAGCCCUGGAGAAGGGUCUGGAUACCCUGAUGGACCUGUGCGAUGUCGUCACGGACAAGUUCACCGUUGCGCGCGAUGAGUUCAACGCGUCCAAGGUUGAUCGCAUGGAGUCGUAGAUCCGUCCUUUUUGUUGUUUUCCUUGUAAAUCUUUUGGGAUUAGUUGGUCUUUCAUCUUGGCGUUGUAUUUAGAGAAAAGUUUGCAUGAUUUAGGUUGUCAUAAU